GUAUAUAAGCUAACGGAGAGCAGACCAGCUACAUUCCACCAUCAGAUCUAGAAGCAUCAACAUGAAAUUGCUCAUCAUCACAGCGAUCCUGGGCGCGUGUGCCGCGGGCCCCGCCCCCCAAUUUCUGCCCCAGUACAGAACCGCCCCCUCCUACUACCAAGAUGUCAGGCCUAGGGCGUCACUGGAGAGGAACGCGGCCAUCUUGCGGUCAGUCAAUGACGUCAGUGAACAGGGAUACCACUUCGCGUAUGACACUGAGAACGGCAUCCAGGCUGAAGAGACCGGAGUAGAAUCCAACGGCAUCCAGGCUCAAGGUGGAUACUCCUACACUGGUGAUGAUGGACAGGUGUACAGCGUGCGGUACACAGCUGACGUGAACGGCUUCCAGCCCCAGGGUGCCCACAUCCCCACCCCUCCCCCCAUCCCGGAGGCCAUCGCCCGCGCCCUCCAGGAGAACGCCAGGGAUGAGGCCAAUGGCAUUUUUGACGACGGCAGCUACAAUGAAGGCAAAUACAGCCCAGGGGUGGUGGUCGCUCGCAACUACCAGCAGCCCUCGGCUUUCGUCCGUCCCAGGGUUCAGCCUUACCGAUUGUAUAAAAGUGAAUCAGUGAAAAUUCCAGACACAUUCAUGAUCCAAGAGUGUUGGACAGCUGUUGUCACGAUGAAACUGCUAGCACCAAUCACCGCGAUUCUGGCGGCUGCGUCAGCCACCCAGGUGUACCAGCACCAGGCAGGGUUACAGCAAGUGCAGCCGAUAGAGAGCUACGCGCAUACGGCGGAGUUGUACCAGAAUGCGCAGGAGUUCCAGCAGCAGGGAUUGUAUUCCGGACAAGCACAUGGCUUUGACCAGCAAGAGUCCUUCCAAAGCAGACCCUCCGGAGAGAAGGCAGCCAGGAUCCUGCAUCACAACAUGGAGAAUGACGGUCACAACUACCAAUAUGCUUAUGAGACUGAAAAUGGUAUAAGACAGCACGAGGUGGGCCAAACCAUCGACGGCACGAAGGCCCAAGGCGAGUACUCGUACACAGGAGACGACGGCCAAGUGUACGCUGUGAGCUACACAGCCGACGAGAACGGCUUCAGGGCGCAGGGGGCUCAUCUCCCCACUCCACCCCCAUUGCCGGAGGCUAUUGCGAAGUCGCUGGAGCAGAAUGCUAAGGAUGAAGCUAGUGGAGUGUUUGAUGAUGGCAAAUACAGACCCGAAGCAGACGACAGUUAUCACCAGGAACAACAACAAUAUCAACAAAGCGACUUCGAUGCGCACUUCCAGCAGAACGUAGGCUAUGUACCACCUCAAGUACAAAAUUCUCAGUUCCAGUACCUGAAGCAUUAGGUUAAAAGUUCCAGU
Molecule: messenger RNA, 1348 nt
Organism: Ostrinia nubilalis (European corn borer)
Lineage: Eukaryota; Metazoa; Arthropoda; Insecta; Lepidoptera; Crambidae
Exons: 10
Coding region: 62-1333 (423 amino acids)
Cellular component (GO): chitin-based extracellular matrix
Molecular function (GO): structural constituent of chitin-based larval cuticle
Source: RefSeq, a predicted model, not a curated record